This is a messenger RNA of Naumovozyma castellii, 1590 nucleotides long. RefSeq lists its product as uncharacterized. The record is from RefSeq and is a predicted model, not a curated record. Lineage: Eukaryota; Fungi; Ascomycota; Saccharomycetes; Saccharomycetales; Saccharomycetaceae. Bases 1 to 1590 code for a protein of 529 amino acids. The transcript has a single exon.
AUGCACAAAACAAGACCUAUCAACAAGAAGAAGCAAAAAAAUCAUGCCAAGCAUGCCCCUAAACAGUUAAUUACCCAAGAAGACUAUUACAUUCAGGGGACCGAAUUUGAAGAGCAGGCUGAGAGAUGGCAAUUAUCCGAUUUAAAGAAAACUUUAAGGUUUUAUAACAAGGCCAUGGAAUGUUAUGAUGUAGGUCUUAGCGCAAAUGUGAUGGGUAGUAAUUCUAGAGAUUCAUUCAAUAUUUAUUAUAAUGAAAUGAGAUUAUUUUUGAAGAUAUUCACUGAAUUUAGCAAUAAUAAUGGUUACAUCAAUAUCUUCAAAUUUAUUAAUUUUAAAGACACUGAAGAGGAUAGAGUUUUACAGGAUGGAUUACGAAAUAUUGUCAUGCCUAUUGAUAUUAUUGUCAAGAUGUUUGAAACUGGAUUGGAAAGAGUCACUUCAGAGCAAGAUCCAUCCAGUUCAUGGGAUUAUAAAUAUAAUUUAUUAAUUGGGUACCUAACGUUUUUAGAAUCUACUGAUGAUGUACUGAAUGGUGUGCAAUUGAUUGAAUUUAUUGAUAAAUUUGUAAAAUUAUCGCAAACAUUAAUCGUGGAAUUAGAACUCCAAUUAAAUGAUGAACCAUCAUUAUCCUCCAUCCCUUCUCACUCUUCUGACGUGGAACAACCAGCCCCUUCUAAUGAUGGAUCCGGUGUAGUAAUGAAUCCCGAUAAUGAUAGGACAGAAACCAUGGAAAUGACUGAACAGAUUAGUGCCGAGACGGUACAAGAAGUUAUUAUCAACUCCUUCAAAUUUAUUCAAUUAAUCUUAGAAUCAUUAAUUGAAAACAAGAAAUCAGGAUUAAUUAAUGCUGUCCAGUUAAAUUUCAUAUCUGAUAAGAUGAAUAAAUUUGGGUCUUACCUUGAUGAGACAAUUUUUAAUCAUCCAUCUCAAGGGGAUAACUCAUCGACUGCCAAUGAGAUAGAUCUAAUAAAAUAUCAAAUUAAAUGUUUAACCUGUUUGCAAAAUGAAGACCUGAUUGAAUUGAAAAAAUUAAUCAACAUGAAUGGUUCUGAUUCUGAGAAAAAUACACAAUUAGAUCUGGUUAAGAUCGAUAUUUUACAGUUUACCAUUACGAACAUUGACGAGUCCACUUCUGCGGAUAUUAAGUGGAAUGUAUGCACGUGGUUGAACACUUUCUUGAACAAUGCUAAGGCACAGUUAUCCAAUAGACGUAGUUCUCUGCUUAGAUCGAACUCUGAUGAACUGAGUAAGAUCGUAUUCCAGCUCUGUGACAUCCUCGUUAACGCUUCGGACAACGAGCUAAUAAGAUUCCAUCUCAAAGAGGGAGGAAACGGCACCUCUACGGCCAACCAAAAGACCCUAGACAUUCUCAUGAAGAACGCCAAGAUCCUACUAAAGAACGCCCUCAAGAUUGCCGAGCAGCCCUGCGGGUUACAGGAGAGUAUAAUCGACAAGAUCAAACGAAACUACGUGUACCACCAGGCGCAAUGCCGUCUGGAGCUGUUGGAGACAGGGUCCGUCUCAUCACGGAGGGACGAAUUGGAAUUGGAUUCCCUGAGAGAACAUCCGUUCUAUAGCACGCAUUUUUGA